CCACCCAGCUUCCAAGCUGGUCUCCAUGGCAGUGGGAGGUGCCAAGAGGUCUGAGCGGCCAGUAUCCGGGUAACGGGGUUUGUGGAGGGUCCGGGCAUUCCCGGUGCAGGGCUCUAGUGGGGGCUGGAGCCUCGGGCCCAGAGCUGUCCAGAGACCAGUGCCCCCGCCCCCCGCCGCCGCCCACAAGGAGAGACAGAGCUCCCAGGCGGGGAGUGGGGAGGUUCCUGGAGGUGGGGGCAUCCUCAGCCUUGCAGGCCCCCUUCCCAGACGCACUCCCCGCCUCCCCGUCUUCUGUCCCCGGUUCUUGUUGAGGUAUGAUUGGCAUACAGUUCAGAGCCACCCUGCGCAGUGUUCUCCACAAUCAGGAUACAGAACAUGUCCCUCGUCCCCCCUAAACUCCCAGCCAGGCUGUCACGAAGAGGGAGGCGGCCGACGGGGCAGGGCCUUGCACUCCCUGCGUGUGGGAUCCACCGGGGUCGUCACUGUGUUGGUGGGUCCUUCCUCUCAUGCCAGGAGGGUCCCCCUGCCUGGAGGUGCCCCCGUCUGUGGAUCCGCUCACUGCCUGCUCUUUGGGUCGUUUCCCGUGUGGGGUGAUGAUGAGGAAGGCCAGCAGGUCUCUGGGUGAACAGGCAUUUGUUUCCCUUUCUUGAGGGCAAAUGCUGGGAGGGGGUGCCGGGCUGUCGGGGAGAGUGCGUUUCCGUUUCUAAGAAGCUGCUGGUGUUCUCCAGUGUGCAUCUGCUUGUGGCCGGGCCUCUGGACUCAGGAGACCUCCCUCUCAGCGGCCCUCCCCACCGGUUGGUCAGGCCGUCUGUGCCCUUCUGGGGCAGAGCUCAGCUCAGGAGGCAGGAGGAGGCCCAGAUCCCAGCGCAGCCCGCCAGCAUCGCUCUGCUUCGCUCGGCGUUUACAGCUGGAAAAAGGGCAAGGGGCACCGGCCGCAGCCCCACCACAGGCAGGUUAGCGGGAGGACGCGCUUCAGCGACGGCAGCAGGCGCUCAGAGGCGGCCCCAGGGCAGCGUUCCCAACUCACACCAGCGCUUUCUCCCCAGGAUGCCGCUGUGUCUGGGGACCCGAGUCCUGCAGGGUCGGGAGCGGCUGUGGCCAGAUUCCGGCCUGCACCCUCGGCUCCAGUCACCACCCGUUUGUCCAGGGGUUUUUGUCUUUCGAGCCGUUGGGGAGGGGUCUUUUGUCUGCAGUGUCACGGAAGUGCCAUAGAGGGCUCACAGCGGGAGCUUUGUAACAGUGGUGCGGAGGGCUGCUCCAGGUCAGGGAGGCGCUUGAGGGAGCCUUCCAGGGCGAUGGAGAUGUUCUAAAAUUUGGUCUGGGUACAGGCUGCAGGGAUGUGUGUGUGUGUGUGUGUGUGUGUGUGACCCUCGAGCCACACGUGUGAGGUCUGUGCACGUGACCGUACGCAUGAGACCUCGGUGGAAAGCAGCCACCUGCUCUGACUGCACCUGUGGGUUUCCCGCUCCUGCUCUCAGGCGGCCCGUGGCGCCAGCUGGCUGACGUUGGGGAGACGGCACCGCCCUCCCCCGCUGUCGGGGGGCUGAUGAUUUGCAUGCCCUGUCGGGGUCCAGCGGCCUCCCUCGUGGGGAGGUCCCGAAGCACCUGGAGCACCGCCCGCCCGCAGAACAGUGGACUCCCGCCUGCCUCCCUGCUCCGGCCAUGGCCUGCCCGCCUCUGGCCCUCCUUCUGCUGGGGGCCCUCCUGGCAGCCUCUCUGCCAGCCCUGGCCAAGCCAGAAGCACUGCUGGUCUUCCCAGGCCAAGUGGCCCAACUGUCCUGCACCAUCAGCCCCCAUUACGCCAUCGUCGGGGACCUCGGCGUGUCCUGGUAUCAGCAGCGAGCAGGCAGCGCCCCCCGCCUGCUCCUCUACUACCGCUCAGAGGAGGACCAACACCGGGCCCCCGGCACCCCGGACCGCUUCUCCGCAGCUGCGGAUGCAGCGCACAACACCUGCGUCCUGACCAUCAGCCCCGUGCAGCCCGAAGAUGACGCCGAUUAUUACUGCUUUGUGGGCGAGUUAUUCUAGGGGUGUGGGAUGAGUGUCUUCCGUCUGCCUCCCACUUCUACUCCUGACCUUGGGACCCUCUCUCUGAGCCUUGGUUUUCCUCCUCUGUGAAAUGGGUUAAUAAUACUCACCAUGUCAACAAUAA
This is a messenger RNA of Capra hircus (goat), 2152 nucleotides long. It is a transcript of the gene VPREB3, whose product is annotated as pre-B lymphocyte 3. Gene Ontology annotation, biological process: immune response; immunoglobulin production. The record is from RefSeq and is a predicted model, not a curated record. NCBI's taxonomy places the organism in Eukaryota, Metazoa, Chordata, Mammalia, Artiodactyla, Bovidae. The transcript is spliced from 2 exons. Bases 1663 to 2028 code for a protein of 121 amino acids.